This is a messenger RNA of Closterium sp. Naga37s-1, 609 nucleotides long. NCBI's taxonomy places the organism in Eukaryota, Viridiplantae, Streptophyta, Zygnematophyceae, Desmidiales, Closteriaceae. The record is from the annotation of a GenBank genome assembly.
AUGGCAAAGCUAGUGGCAGGGAUGGCACCUAGUGGCACACCGAUGCACCUUGAUGCACUCAACCAUGCGAAGAGCACUCACAGCGCCGUCAGCAAUGUUGAGGGAGACGGUGAGGGCCAUGUGGCAGACGACAUCAGUGACAGUGAAGGCACGGCGGAAGUAGUGUGCCACACGGGAGGCGCUGGUUGUGCUGUUGAGGGUGAGGUUGGUGGUGGCUCUGUUAUUGCCCACUGCCAGGGGCGCGGGGCCUGGGUGGUGGGGAAAGGGGAGAGGAGGGGGGAAUUAAAUGAGGGUCGCGUGGAAGGCACCCGGGCAGAAUCUGUGAUAGUGAAGGCGGCGGCGGAAGUUGUGUGCCACGCGGGAGGCGCUGGUUGUGCUGUUGAGGGUGAGGUUGGUGGCGGCUCUGUUGUUGCCCGCUACCAGGGGCGCGGGGCCUGGGUGGUGGGGAAAGGGGAGAGGAGGGGGGAAUUAAAUGAGGGUCGCGUAGAAGGCAGCCAGGCAGAAUCAGUGACAGUGAAGGCGGCGGCGGAAGUAGUGUGCCACGCGGGAGGCGCUGGUGGUGUUGUUGAGGGUGAGGUUGGUGGCCGCCCUGUUGUUGCCCGCUGCUAG